CGACAAUAUUUAAUUUAUUUCUGACUCUCUGUACUGUGGAUUUUACUUGCAGUUGCUUGACGUGGCAGUAAUAGUUAAGUGCAACAUCUAUUACUAGUAGAUUUAGGCAAUCAAAUUCGGACUGAGCUUCGACAUGUCGGGUCUCACAUUCGUCGACCCGGACGAGUACGGGGCGGACACUCAAGGCACACAGUACGGAUACAACGACUUUACAUUGCCGUCUCAAACCCAAACACAGACCCAAACACAGACGCAGACACAAGCGCAGACACAGACCCAGGCACAAUACAACACGCAAACACAAAGUCAGACACAGAACCAGUCCCAGUCGCAGUAUGGUUCACAAACGCAGUCACAACUGACGCAAGAUCAGCAGACUCAGCCGACACAGACUCUCAGUCAGGAUGGGGAUGGUGUGGAUGCGGUGAAUGCAGCGCUGGAUAAGUUGGCGUUUGAAGAGCUGGUAGACGAAGCCGAUGAAGAGCUCGAGGAACAAAUCAACUGGGCUGAUCUACCCGAGGAUGCAUGCAAGUACUGUGGCAUCCACAACCCACAGUCGGUGGUCAAGUGUGUAACCUGCAACAAAUGGUUCUGCAACUCACGCGGGACCACCAGUGCCUCGCAUAUCAUCAAUCACUUGGUGCGCGCUAAGCACAAAGAGCUGCAGCUGCAUCACGAGGGUCCCUUGGGGGAUACCAUCCUGGAGUGCUACAACUGCGGGUGCCGCAACCUGUUUCUGCUGGGGUUCAUCCCUGCCAAGAGUGACUCGGUGGUUGUGUUGUUAUGCAGACAGCCAUGCUCGUCCCAAAGCAACAUGAAGGACGCCAACUGGGAUGUCAACCAGUGGCAGCCGCUGAUUGACGACCGCACCCUGUUGCCCUGGCUGGUCAAGGUACCGACGGAAGCUGAGCAAGCACGUGCGCGUCAAAUCUCGUCGAACGUCAUCAUGAAGCUGGAAGAGAUGUGGCGUGACAGACCCACUGCUACACUGGAGGACUUGGAAACACUGGAGAGUGGCGGCGAUGGGGACGAGCCCAAUGCCGUACUUAUCCGGUACGAUGAUGCGUACCAGUAUCAGAACACCUUUGGCCCAUUGGUGAAGCUGGAGAGCGACUAUGACAAGAAGGCCAAGGAACAGCUCACGCAGAGAGGUAUCGUCGUACGUUGGGACACGGGGUUGAACAAGAAAAUGAUUGCCAACUUCCAUCUGACCUCGAGAGAUGAUUUGCGACUGAUGAAAGGAGAUGAAAUCAUUCUCAGGUACGAAGGAGAACUGCGUGGGCUAUGGGAGGGUGUUGGAUAUAUCAUCCGUACCCCCAACCAAGGUGUUGACGAUGAAAUCGCUGUAGAAUUGCGCUCAUCUGCACACGUGCCUACGGAAUGCACACACAACUUCGUAGUGGACUUUGUCUGGAAAGCCACGUCCUUCGACCGCAUGCAAAAUGCGCUGAAGACCUUUGCGGUUGACGAGACGUCUGUCAGCGGAUACAUCUACCAUCAGCUGCUGGGCCAUGAUGUGGAGCCGCAGACUAUCAAGUGCACUCUUCCGAAGCGCUUCUCUGUGCCCGGUCUCCCAGAGCUAAAUCACUCGCAGGUGUCGGCCGUGAAGUCUGUGCUACAGCGUCCCCUGUCGUUGAUCCAAGGACCACCGGGUACUGGCAAGACGGUGACCUCAGCGACUAUCGUCUACCACUUGGCUCAGCAAUCGCACACCCAGGUGUUGGUGUGUGCACCAAGUAACAUUGCUGUGGACCAGUUAACCGAAAAAAUCCACAAGACGGGUCUCAAAGUGGUGCGUUUGAUGGCCAAGAGUCGUGAAGCCAUCGACUCGAGUGUCAGCUUCUUAGCACUGCACAAGCAAGUGCUGGGCAAUUCCAACUAUCCCGAACUGCAGAAGCUCUCGCUACUUAAGGACGAGAUGGGCGAACUGUCUCAGUCCGAUGAGAAGAGAUUCCGGUCGUUACUAUGGGCCUGUGAGAAGGAGCUGCUUAACAACGCCGAUGUCAUCUGCACCACGUGUACGGGUGCGGGCGAUGCGCGACUGUCCAAACUGAAGUUUCGUUGUGUGUUGAUUGAUGAGUCCACUCAGUCCACUGAGCCUGAGUGUCUCAUUCCGCUAGUACUGGGCACUCGUCAAGUUGUGCUAGUGGGAGAUCACUGCCAGCUGGGUCCAGUGGUGAUGUGCAAGCGGGCGGCAGGGGCUGGUCUGUCGCAGUCUCUGUUUGAGCGAUUGAUUAUUUUGGGAAUGCGGCCGAAUCGUUUGCAGGUGCAAUACCGUAUGCACCCGUGCUUGUCGUAUUUCUCGUCCAACAUGUUCUACGAAGGGUCGCUGCAGGAUGGUGUCACGUCCACGGAACGAGAGACUGACUACGACUUCCCAUGGCCCGAUCCUCGGAAGCCUAUGUUCUUCUGGUACACCAUUGGUCAAGAGGAAAUCUCUACUUCGGGCACUUCGUAUCUCAAUCGCACCGAAGCCACUCGAGUGGAAAAAUGUGUAACGCAGAUGUUGAAGAGUGGCAUUCUUCCUGAGCAGAUCGGUGUCAUCACUCCGUACGAAGGGCAGCGCAGCUACUUGACUCAGUUCAUGGCCUACAACGGUCCCAUGCGCUCAAAGCUGUACGAGGAGGUUGAAGUAGCCAGUGUCGAUGCCUUCCAGGGUCGCGAGAAGGACUUCAUCAUUUUGUCGUGUGUGCGUUCCAAUGAGAAGAUGGGCAUCGGAUUCUUGAACGAUCCGCGUCGCCUCAAUGUGGCGCUGACCAGAGCCAAGUCAGGUGUUAUCGUCAUAGGAAACCCCAAGGUGCUACACAAGCAGGCCCUGUGGAAUGCUCUGCUUGUGAUGUACAAGGAGAGCAACCUGCUGGUAGAAGGGCCCCUCAGUAACUUGAAAGCCAGCAGUAUGAUGAUUGCUGCACCGCGUGUGCCGCGCCAAAAGCAAUCGAGCUACGCGUACGUGGACCAACAGCGCUACGGCAACGACCAGUACAACGCCAAUGCAAACAUGGGCCAUCAGCAGUACAGCAACGGCCAGGCCUACAUGCAGCACCAGCAGCAACAGCACCAGCACCAGCAGCAACAGCACCACCAUCAGCAACAACAACAACAGCAGCAGCAACACUCGCAGCAAAUGCACCAGCACCAGCACCAGCCCCAGCAGAUGAGCCAGGGCUACGGUGUCCACCAUCCUGGUCUUAGCAUGCAGCCGGUAGAGUACUUCAACACGCGCGAUCCGCUAGGGUUCAUCAACCCUGAGGCGGUGUACCAUCCGUCACUAGUGCAUGCGCCUGUGCCUGUGGGCUACUUGGCUCCGCUGUCGCAGCACAACUUCUACAGUCAGCAGCAGACCACCUCACAGAAUACCCCACACACCAACGCACACACCAACAACCACGCACAGCACAUGGGAGGAGGCCACCAGCACCAGCGCAACGCUGGUAACAACGCCAUGCUGAAAGAGCAAGUGGUGGGCGACAACAUCCAGAGCAUUGAGCUUACACAGGGCUUUGCCGACAGUCAGUUUGAUGGUGCCGAGCCUUUGUCUCAAGAGGAAAUGGACGGCUACCAUACGCAGACCUACUAGCGGAUUGCUGUUUUUACACCUCGCACGUCGUCGACAUGAACCGCUGAUGACCUGCUGAUGGGACGACAUUGUGGCCGUGCGCUUCACUAGCAAUAUGUGACUGUCACAAAAGUAUCAUAAGUGCUGCCACCAGAUAUUAGGGUUUUCCCGUUGGCCUUUGGCAUGGUCUCUGGCGUGGACACUUCUGUCGUGACUUGACGAUUCCUUCCUAUUGACACCGUUGUUGCGUUGUUGGGAUACUUAGCUUGGCACCGUUGUUGGGAUACGACCUCUAUGCUGUCACGGAUCACCUUUCUUGUUGUGGUUCAAGGCGCCCAUUGCGUCUGGAAAUGCUCAAAAUCGCUGCUACGCAGCCGCAUAGAGAAGUUCGACAUCGAAACGUCCACUGCAUGUCUGCAGCGGCAUUGGAGAGCACUUAUUGUAAUCAAAGGUGUGUGGGGGGGGAGCUGGACAGAGAAGUUGGCUCCCACGAAGGAUAUGCAUAGAGUUGCGUACUAGUUUGAUUUUGGAGGCGUAAUGCCUGGACGUGCACUAACAAGUCCAAACGGAGUAUGCAACCAGCAAACGACGUGUUCGCUCAGGCAUUUGCCGCAUUGCAUUGGUCUGUAUAUGAGACGGCUGUGGUAUUCAUAGGCAUAUCUAUGGCCAUAUCUGCUGAGUUAUGGCCACUGCUGCAAUAUGAAUACCGCGCAGCUGCCGCGAAGGAACCGCAAUCAAUUGGUGGAUUGAGUUGUCUUCCUUGGGAAAAUGGCGUCGCUCAAAGUUUGUGAACUCGAAUGAAACUAGUAACUGUCAAGAAGAUUUUAUUUCUAUAGGGCGGGCGGGCAAAUACGCUCAAUAAUAGUUCUUUAGGACAGGCAUUCAAACCGUCAGUAGAGAUUCGAACCUUGAUUCACAUCGAGGACACCUCGGGGGAUUGGCUACACCCGGGGGUGGUUGUGCGUAGCUAACGAGCAUCACGGGAUGUACAGCAGAUAUACUUAAGUAUGAGCCUUCGCAGGCGUAUUCAUGAGUGUAAAUGUAGAGGGAGGCGCUCGAGUACAACCUAGAGGCAAAAUGAAUGCUGCCACCUGCAUGAUCCAAUAAACAUGCUAGAUCUCAAGCACUUUGCCUAUUGGUGUUGACAACCACUGAGAUCAAUUUUGGAGUCUACUGGUAUAGCCAAGGAGCGCAUAUCGAUCUUCAUUGGUAGUCGAUAAUGGCGCCCUUGGAUCCGCCGCUGCCAUUAUGUCUAUCUAUAUGUUAAGAUAUUUUUAUUAGUUCUAAAUGGUUUGGUUGCCUUCCAUUGCUAAUUUUUUUACUCGAGGAGUAUCAUGGUACAAAACCUGUUUUACCAACAAUGUUAUAGGUUGA
This is a messenger RNA of Sphaeroforma arctica JP610, 4930 nucleotides long. Its product is annotated as regulator-nonsense transcripts 1. Gene Ontology annotation, biological process: nuclear-transcribed mRNA catabolic process, nonsense-mediated decay. Lineage: Eukaryota; Ichthyosporea; Ichthyophonida. Bases 134 to 3577 code for a protein of 1147 amino acids. Gene Ontology annotation, molecular function: ATP binding; DNA binding; RNA helicase activity. The transcript is spliced from 20 exons. Gene Ontology annotation, cellular component: cytoplasm. The record is from RefSeq and is a predicted model, not a curated record.